Messenger RNA from Penicillium odoratum, 3036 nucleotides. RefSeq names its product C-1-tetrahydrofolate synthase. Lineage: Eukaryota; Fungi; Ascomycota; Eurotiomycetes; Eurotiales; Aspergillaceae. The transcript has 5 exons. Gene Ontology annotation, biological process: tetrahydrofolate interconversion. Gene Ontology annotation, cellular component: cytosol. The record is from RefSeq and is a predicted model, not a curated record. The coding region runs from base 1 to 3036 and encodes 1011 amino acids. Gene Ontology annotation, molecular function: ATP binding; methenyltetrahydrofolate cyclohydrolase activity; formate-tetrahydrofolate ligase activity.
AUGCCGUUCCCCGCUGUACCCCGCGGUCGACUCCCCCUACAAGUGCGAGCGACUAAUUUUUAUCUGCGCACCUCUUUGGGCUUGUCUUCAUUUCAUACCAUCUCCUCCGCACGAGGGGUUAGAGGUUCUGUCUUGUCAACCUUGAAGGCUCCAUCCCCAGCAUUGAUUUUCUUAAACCCGUCGCUUGAUUCGAAUCGCACGUUCUGCAGUUCCGCAACCAUGGCCGCUAAGAUUGAUGGCACGGCCAUUGCCAAAAGUAUUCGCCAGGGACUUAAGGAUGAAAUUGAGCAAACCCAGAUCACGAACCCCAGAUUCAAGCCGAACUUGAUCAUUUUCCAAGUCGGCAACCGAUCGGAUUCCAGCACCUAUGUGCGCAUGAAGCUGAAGGCGGCCCAGGAGGCAAACAUCCUCUGCACUCUUAUCAAUGUCCCCGAAACCAGCACCGAGUUGGAGCUCCUCCAGGAUAUCACCAAGGCUAACAAUGAUCCCGCUGUCCACGGUAUCCUGGUCCAACUGCCCCUCCCGGACCAUAUGUCCGAGCACACCAUUACCUCUGCUGUCGCCGAUGAGAAGGAUGUGGAUGGAUUCGGAGCCAUUAACAUUGGCGAGCUGGCCAAGCGCGGUGGUCGGCCACACUUCACACCAUGCACCCCGCUUGCCGUUAUGGAGUUGCUCAAGGCCAGCGGCGUGGACCCCUCUGGCAAGCACGCGGUGGUUCUGGGACGUAGUGACAUUGUUGGUAGCCCGGUCAGCUUCCUGCUCCGGAAUGCCCAUGCCACCGUCACGGUCUGCCACUCCAAGAGUGCCGAUAUCCCCAAUAUCGUCAAGAACGCAGACAUUGUCGUCGCCGCCAUUGGAAAGGCCGAGUUUGUCAAGGGAGAAUGGUUGAAACCCGGUGCCGUUGUGAUUGAUGUCGGUAUUAACUACAAGCCCGAUGCGACCAAGAAGUCAGGUGAGCGCCUGGUGGGAGACAUUGAGUUUGAGUCGGCCUCUCAGGUGGCCUCACAAAUCACCCCGGUCCCUGGUGGUGUUGGCCCCAUGACCGUCGCCAUGCUACUGAAGAACGUGGUCCACGCUGCCAAGUCAUACUUCGAGAGGCAAAAGGACCGACGCAUUACUCCUCUUCCCAUUCGUUUGCAGACCCCCGUGCCGUCGGAUAUCGCUAUUUCCCGUGCUCAAUACCCGAAGCCCAUUACACAGGUCGCCGCUGAGGUUGGCAUCGCGCCUCACGAGCUGGAGCAAUACGGUCACACUAAGGCUAAGGUUGGACUGGAGGUCUUGGACCGCCUCUCUCAUCGUCGCAAUGGGCGUUAUAUCCUGGUUUGCGGUAUCACUCCUACUCCUCUGGGUGAGGGCAAGUCAACCACCACCCUUGGUCUUACCCAGGCUCUUGGAGCUCACCUGAAUCGUAUCACUUUUGCCAACGUUCGUCAGCCCAGUCAAGGCCCGACCUUUGGUAUCAAGGGUGGUGCUGCUGGAGGUGGCUACAGUCAGGUCAUCCCCAUGGAUGAGUUCAACCUGCACUUGACAGGUGAUAUCCACGCCAUCACCGCCGCUAACAACCUUCUUGCUGCCGCCAUUGAGACCCGCAUGUUCCAUGAGUCUACGCAGAAGGACGGACCUCUUUACAAGCGCCUGGUGCCCGCCAGCAAGGGCAAGCGCGAGUUCAAGCCUAUCAUGUUCCGUCGCCUGAAGAAGCUUGGCAUUGAGAAGACUAACCCAGAUGAUCUUACUGAGGACGAGAUCCGUCGCUUUGCGCGCCUAGAUAUUGACCCUGAGACUAUCACCUGGCGCCGCGUUCUCGAUGUCAAUGACCGUCACCUGCGUGGCAUCACCGUCGGCCUGGCUGCCACUGAGAAGGGACAUUCUCGCGAGACUGGCUUCGAUAUCUCCGUCGCCAGUGAGUGUAUGGCCAUCCUUGCCCUGAGCAACAGUCUUGAGGAUAUGCGUGAGCGUCUGGGCCGCAUGGUGGUCGCUACCUCCCGGAGUGGUGACCCCGUCACCUGUGACGACAUUGGCGCCGGCGGUGCUCUCGCUGCUUUGAUGAAGGAUGCCAUCAAACCUAACCUCAUGCAGAGCUUGGAGGGAACUCCCGUUCUGGUCCAUGCUGGUCCCUUCGCAAACAUCAGUAUUGGUGCUAGCUCCGUCAUUGCUGAUAAGCUGGCCUUGAAGUUGGCCGGAACCGAGCCUGAUGAGGAUCACGAUGCCAAGACUGGAUUUGUGGUGACUGAGGCUGGUUUCGACUUCACCAUGGGCGGUGAACGCUUCUUCAAUAUCAAGUGCCGAUCAUCCGGUCUAUCUCCCGAUUGCGUGGUUAUUGUGGCUACCGUCCGCGCCCUGAAGGUUCACGGCGGCGGUCCCGAGAUCAAGCCCGGCGCUCCUCUGGACGAGGUUUACCGCACGGAGAACGUGGAGGUGCUGCGUAAGGGUUGUAUCAACUUGCGCAAGCACAUUUCCAACGCUCGCCAGUACGGUGUGCCGGUCGUGGUGGCCAUUAACAAGUUCGAGACUGACACCGAGGCUGAAAUCGCUGUCAUCAAGGAGGAGGCUAUUGCGGCGGGUGCCGAGGACGCCAUCCCCGCUAAUCACUGGGCCGAGGGUGGAGCCGGUGCCGUUGACCUGGCCAAGGGUGUUCUGGCCGCUAGCUCCAAGCCCAAGGACUUCAAGCUGCUCUACAACCUGGAUGGCAGCAUCCAGGAACGUAUUGAGCGUAUCGGCAAGGCCAUGUACGGCGCUGAGAAGGUGGAGUUCAGUGAGCUGGCACAGAAGAAGGUUGAUACCUACACCAAGCAAGGAUUUGCCAACCUGCCAAUCUGUAUUGCCAAGACGCAGUACUCUCUUAGUCACGAUCCUGCCCUGAAGGGUGCACCCACCGGGUUCACUGUGCCGAUUCGGGAUGUCAGACUGGCCGUGGGUGCUGGAUAUCUCUACGCUUUGGCCGCCGACAUCCAGACUAUUCCUGGUCUGCCUACUGCCCCAGGCUACCUUAAUGUAGACAUUGACACCGAGACUGGUGAGAUCGACGGUCUGUUCUAG